Talaromyces stipitatus ATCC 10500 is the source of this 1270-nucleotide messenger RNA. Its product is annotated as vacuolar ATP synthase subunit D, putative. The coding region runs from base 55 to 855 and encodes 266 amino acids. The transcript has 8 exons. Gene Ontology annotation, biological process: vacuolar acidification. NCBI's taxonomy places the organism in Eukaryota, Fungi, Ascomycota, Eurotiomycetes, Eurotiales, Trichocomaceae. Gene Ontology annotation, cellular component: fungal-type vacuole membrane; vacuolar proton-transporting V-type ATPase complex. Gene Ontology annotation, molecular function: proton-transporting ATPase activity, rotational mechanism. The record is from RefSeq and is a predicted model, not a curated record.
AUCAACGUGUUGUCUAGGUCAACUAGGAAACAGGUAUCUAAUUGAUCCGCAACAAUGUCUGGCGCAGUGGGUCGUGAAGCUGUCUUUCCGACCCGCCAGUCGCUCGGGUUGAUGAAGAGCAAGCUCAAGGGUGCGGAAACCGGCCAUAGUUUGCUAAAGAGAAAGAGCGAAGCAUUAACCAAACGAUUUCGCGAGAUCACGAGACGAAUCGACGAAGCAAAGAGGAAGAUGGGCCGUGUUAUGCAGAUUGCAGCUUUCUCUCUAGCUGAAGUUACAUAUGCCGUUGGAGGAGAUAUCGGUUUUCAGAUCCAAGAGUCGGCGAAGUCAGCUCGCUUCCGGGUCCGAACAAAGCAAGAGAACGUGUCCGGAGUGCUGCUCCCGCAGUUCGAGAGUGUUAUCGCAGAGAAUGCAAACGACUUUGGCUUGACCGGUCUCGGCAAGGGUGGACAGCAAGUGCAGCGAUCACGAGAGACAUAUGCACGGGCAGUAGAAACUCUUGUCGAGCUUGCCAGCUUACAAACUGCAUUUGUCAUUUUAGAUGAGGUCAUCAAGGUGGUGAACAGAAGAGUAAAUGCUAUCGAACACGUUAUCAUUCCCCGUACGGAGAACACUAUAAAAUAUAUCAACUCGGAGUUGGACGAACUUGAUCGCGAGGAAUUCUACCGAUUGAAGAAAGUGUCGAAUAAGAAGCAAAGGGACACGGCCGCCCAGGAUGCCGAAAUCCUUGCAAAGCGACAACAAGAAGCUCAGCAGGCGAAAGCAGAAGAGUCGAAGGGCGACGUUGCUGUUACAGCGACAGAGGAGCAAGCUCCAAGCGAUGUGCUCGGACAAGAGGACGAGGAUGUCAUCUUUUAACGGUUCAUUUUGAGCUCAUGUAGCCAUUUUACUCGGAUUCACAUUCACGGCGCUUGUCUAGGUUGUUUUCAUUUAUAUUCACGAGUUUAUAUUUCAUCGUAUCGAUGAUUAUCUUUCACACUCCUUGGCUUUCCCUCUCUUUCCCACUCACCCCCUCGCCGCUUUUACUCAGUGAGUAGAACCAAGCACAUUUAGAUCAAUGAGUCUUAAAUAAGGCUUCGCAUUUGGUCGCCUUACUUGUCAAAAAUAGGCCCCUAAUGGGGGGAAGGGUAAGCAAUCGAACAUCAGGAUAGUAUGUGGGCUGUGCAAGCUAUAUUCUGUUUACUCCAGGUUCAAUCCUGAAUACGUAGUACCUAAAGAAUAUGGAAUGCCAGACUUCGUAUGACGGUGAAAGAAAAGCGACUAGCAAGUUUUG